Lagopus leucura (white-tailed ptarmigan) is the source of this 1188-nucleotide messenger RNA. Its product is annotated as acidic mammalian chitinase-like. Gene Ontology annotation, molecular function: chitin binding; chitinase activity. The coding region runs from base 622 to 1188 and encodes 188 amino acids. The transcript has 7 exons. The record is from RefSeq and is a predicted model, not a curated record. Lineage: Eukaryota; Metazoa; Chordata; Aves; Galliformes; Phasianidae. Gene Ontology annotation, biological process: carbohydrate metabolic process; chitin catabolic process. Gene Ontology annotation, cellular component: extracellular region.
GAACUGCUCAGCACAAGCUGACUUGCUUUGCCUUCACUGACAAUCACCAGGAAGCCCACUCCACUUCCACGAAGUCACAGCAGGCUCUGGUGACAGGAGCAAGAGAGAAGUCAGCCCAAGAAGCCCCUGGAUCCUGACCAGCCUCCUGCCAACAGCAGUGAGCUCCUGAGCCCUCCGCUGCUGUAGGUCCAAGCUCUACUCAGUCUCACCUCUCCGACCCCCAGCCAAGGAGACCAAACCCUUGUAAAGCACCCAGGUUUGGCAGCACCUGCUGCCUCUGGGCAGACACAAUGGCAGUGCAAGGUUGAACACUCAGGCAUCUACUCCGGCGUAACGCCAAUAUUGACACAAAGUCUCUAGAGGUGAAGAGAACUUCCAAGAAAAGUCAUCUAAUCUUGUUCUUCCACUGCUCAGGCAGCAUCACAACAUGGUGGACCGUGAUAACGCUUGGGUCUCCAAACAAAGUCCUGAAGUCUAUUGUAUUGGUAUCUCAAUUUUAAUGAUACUGAUCUUUACCAGCUUGUGCAAUGUUUGGGCAUCUUUGUUGACACAAGACUUGCAAGAAGUGAGAGCAGCAUAUAAAAGUGAGAAAAGUCUGCAGCAGAUCAGUUCUGGUCAAAGAUGGCCAAGCUCGUUUUGCUUACUGGUCUGGCCCUCCUGCUGAACGCCCAGAUAGGCUCUGCCUAUGUGCUGUCAUGCUAUUUCACCAACUGGGCUCAAUACAGGCCUGGCCUGGGAAAAUACAUGCCAGACAACAUCGACCCGUGCCUCUGUGACCAUCUGAUCUACGCCUUCGCUGGGAUGUCCAACAAUGAGAUCACAACCAUUGAAUGGAAUGAUGAGACCCUCUACAAAUCCUUCAAUGGACUGAAAAAUAAGAAUGGAAAUCUCAAGACCCUCCUGGCAAUUGGAGGAUGGAAUUUUGGGACAGCCAAGUUCUCCACAAUGGUUUCCACUCCUGAGAACCGCCAGACCUUCAUCAACUCCGUCAUCAAAUUCCUGCGCCAGUACCAAUUUGAUGGGCUGGACAUUGACUGGGAAUACCCUGGAUCAAGGGGCAGCUCUUCUCAGGACAAAGCUCUCUUCACCGUCCUGGUUCAGGAAAUGCUGGCUGCCUUUGAGCAGGAAGCCAAGCAGGUGAACAAGCCCCGUCUCAUGAUCACGGCUGCUUUUUUACACUUGUGCUGA